AUGCUACUCUUCCCAACGCGACCCGCCGUUCCCUCCUGCUGCGCCGCCGCCUUCGCCGCGGCUCACGCAAUUCGCGGCCCGUCGGCCUCGCGCGACGUUGACCAGCCGUCGGCGCAGACCCACGUGGCCUACAGGACAGAACCCAAUCAGGCGCCUCGUCGGCGCGUGCUGCUGCCGCGGGAAUCGCCUGAGGCGUUGAGAUCAGGCAUGCAGCUUCACGGGGACGCUGAAGGUUUGAAGCCGCGUUCUUCUGUCAAUAAGGCAACAGCUGUUGGAACGGCAACAGCUGUCCAGGCUUCUCGUCGCCGCGUGCUGCUGCCGCGGGAGUCGCCUGAGGUGUUCGGAUCAGGCAUGCAGCUUCACGAGGACCUGCUGCCGCUGUGGGACAUGGCGGCUCGCGUUGCUGUUAACGGGACCGUGCUUGUCGUGGUUUCCAAUGCUGGCUACACGGACAUGCUGGAGAACUGGGUGCGCCACGUCAGCAAUGCGGGGCUGGGAGCACACUUCAUUCUCUUUGCUGAGGAUGAGGAAACCCUUAGGUUCGGCCAGACUAGAUGGCCCGGGCAGACAAUCCACCUGGCCCUUCCCGACCAAUCACUCUCCGCCACCUGGCAGGCCUCCUCCGAAGCACUCUUCCCACACUCCCCACACUCCGCCACGCGCGCAGGCACUCUCUCUUUCCACCUCCUCGCCUCCCGCCGCAUUCUCUACCUGCUCCACCUCCUCUCCUUCGGAUUCAACCUCCUCUAUUCCGACACAGAUGUCGCCAUUCUGCGCAACCCUCUUCCGGAAAUCACUGCUGAUCCCAAACAGACAUUUGACAUAGCUCUAACUCUCGAUGGGUACGAGUCGAACUGGCAGAAGAAAGCAGUGCAAGUUGAGAGUUAUGGCGUCUCGAAGCUAGCUGACCGGAAACUUUCCGUUUCGAGCUCGCUGCUUUUCCUCCGCCCGACGUCGGGGGCUAAGUGUUUGGUGGGGGACUGGGCGAACAGGGUGAUGAAGUUAGGGAGGGACGAAGGGACAGAGCAGGAGCAUUUAAACGCAAUCAUAGUCGAAAUGGACAAGUACGGACUUUUGCCGAGAAUUGCCGUGCUGCCCGCGCAGAAAUUUUUGUCCGGGCAGCUGCUGCUGGAGGAUGAUUGGGCGACGGUGGAGGCUUUGAAGGGGGAGCUGGUGACCGUACAUGCGGGCGGGCUGAUGGGAAAAGAUGCCAAGAGGUAUGCUCUGAACAAAUUAGGGUUCUGGAUUGCAGAGUCGGAUGCAGCAGCAGCAGCUGGAGAAGGGGAGAGUGGAGGGAAAGAAGCAACAGCAGUAGGAGAAAGAGGGGAAGCUGCAGCAGCGGGAGGUGGGGGGAGGGCGAGCGAAGGGGAAGCAGGAGCAGGGUCGAUCUCUGAGCCUGCUUCGACUUCUAGCGAGGACAGUAAAUGGCCUAGCACGACCGAAACCAGCGCCCUCAGCAGCAGCAGCAGCAGCAGUGUCGGUUCAGGGGACAAGGGGCCGUUCUGUGUGGGGCUGCUGUGUCCUGAGAUGCAUGUAUCGGAGGAGGAGGUGGUGCUGCUGUCGGUUGAGUCGUGGGUGCAGCGCCACGUGCAGCAGAUGGACCCUCUUGUGCCCAUGCUGGCUUCAGCAGACCGCUUUGUGAUCGUCACUGCUGCGUGUAAAGGCCAAAUCCCUCUCUUCACCAACUGGUUCAACGCCAUGCACUCUGCUGCCAUGGCUGGGCAUGUAAUCGCGUCAGUGCCUCAAGAGGUCGAGGGCACCAGCCAGGGUCUGCUGAGGCAGCCAGAGGAGAGUGAGUCGCCCUACAAGGCAGCCCUAACGUGCCUGCUGCUGCCGUCUCUGCUCAUGGAGCGAGUGCUCAAGCUCAGCUACAACGUCAUCUACAGUGACAUCUCCUCUGUAUGGCUGCAAGACCCCCUCCCGUUCCUCCCUCCAGAGUACAACGCAGUCCUCCCCUCCUCUGCCCCCUCAUCCUCCCAAUCAUCACCGCCCUCCAACAACAAAAUAGACGGCAAACUCAAACGCACCCUGCCGAUCUCCCGCCCCGACUUGGGUUAUUUCUCCCCUUGGUUCGUCGCGCUUCGCCCCUCCCGGCCCAUACUCCUGAUGCUGAAAGAAUGGGCUGUUCUCGCGUUGGAAGAUUUCCGGGAAAGGACAGCCGCAGCGCAUAGGAACUCCCUCGCGCACUCGUUAUCCGCUUCGGAGAGCUUAAAAGUGGGACUGAAUGAGGCUGUAACGAGGAUGGUGGAGGAGGGGGAGCCGGGGUCGAAUGUUGGCGUGUUGUCGCGGUGGUUGUUUCCACCAGUAUGGAAGGUUAUGGGUGAAAGGGAAUGGUUUGCGAAGCACAGGGAGGAGGUGGCUGCAGUGCCGAAUGAUUGCGGGGAUGAUGUGAGCCAUAGGGAGAUGUGCUUCAGGGAUUUAAAGCUGUGGGUGUAG
Messenger RNA from Closterium sp. Yama58-4, 2436 nucleotides. Lineage: Eukaryota; Viridiplantae; Streptophyta; Zygnematophyceae; Desmidiales; Closteriaceae. The record is from the annotation of a GenBank genome assembly.